AUGUUUUCACUGAAGAAAAUCAACGACAAACUUUGUGAACACCAAUUAGAUUCAAGCGAUUGUGACAUUAUAUCAAUUAAAAAUGAGUUAGGUAGUAAGAUAUCUCCCAAGCGUAAUGUAGCUGAUUCAAAUUGGUAUCGUGAAUCGCGAAAGAACGCAAAAAAUCCUUUAAUUAGCCAGUAUAUACCACUGAGUAUGAAUUCGAAUAAUGCAGUUUCAAAUGAAAAUAGUGAUAAGAACACUAACCUAUUUACUUGUAAAGAGGAGAUAAAAUAUGCUGAAAAGUUGAAAGUAGUAACUACAAUGAAUCAAAAAGAAGUAAGCUCUGAAAUAGUUAACAAUAGGGAGGCAAGAGCACAACCUACAGAAGAAGAAACCUGGCGUGGAGCAAGACGAAUGAACGAUGCAUUUCAAAAUCGAUCAAAUACUUGUCAAAAUCGAACUCAUGAAAAGGGAUAUAAAGGAAGUGGAAAAGAUAAACAAGAUUAUUCCCUCAAAAAUAAAUAUUCUGAGUCAAUAAAACUAGAUGAACAACAAAUAAAAGCAGCUUUAUAUGAAUUGCAAAGACCAUCAUGCCUACUAAUCCCACUGUAUUAUUUAUGUCAGUUAUGUUGGAAUUUUUGUCGUAGAUAUCCUAUUCGAAUUACAUUAUGCCACAAACAGAAAUGGAGACCAUUACAGAACAUAGAAAAGAUAUGUGUAAAAAAUACUUUAGGUUUGAUUUUUGGAUUAAGCCUAGGAUUCAUAACAUAUUUCUUAUUUAUGAUCACGUUUUCAGGAAAUCCACAUUUAUCCACAUUAUUAAGCGCUUACAUCAUGUUGAUAAGUGUAUAUGGUUUAGCAUUCUCUGGAAAUUUUCAAUGUAUCACAUUAUUAACAUUUCCAUAUAUAAUUGCUACACGUUUACGUUGGGCAAUUUUAAUCUAUGCAACUGGUAUGUCAUUCAAUGGACCUGGUUUAAAUUUUCUACAUAAUUCAGGUAAUUUUCGCAAUUCCAUUGUUUGUAUCAUAGCACAAGUGAAUACAAAUAUGAUGGUAUUGAAAAGUUAA
Messenger RNA from Schistosoma mattheei, 1050 nucleotides. Lineage: Eukaryota; Metazoa; Platyhelminthes; Trematoda; Strigeidida; Schistosomatidae. The record is from the annotation of a GenBank genome assembly.